Molecule: messenger RNA, 1310 nt
Organism: Musca domestica (house fly)
Lineage: Eukaryota; Metazoa; Arthropoda; Insecta; Diptera; Muscidae
Exons: 2
Coding region: 37-1137 (366 amino acids)
Source: RefSeq, a predicted model, not a curated record
AGAGAUCGAACGCACUGUCGUAAAGUAAUAAUAAAAAUGUCGGUAACCGAGGAACAAAUUAAAAAUAUUUGUGGACAAUGUUUGUUGGAAAUCAAAAGCAAUUUUUUUGUUCGAUGUUAUUACUGUAAUGGGCAAUAUCAUUUUUCUCCUUGCUGUUCACUCUCUGAGAGCUCAUAUAAAAGCAUGAGCCAUACGAAAAGAGUAGGAUGGAGAUGUCAAAAGUGUACAUCAAAAUCUCCCAACAUUGGAUAUUUGGUUUUACCAAGUGAAAAUGAGCACCAUCAACAUAACUCAGGCAGUCAACAAAGCAAACAGCAAAGAACCGAGAGUGAUGAAGCUAACUGUAGCAAGAGAUUUAAAAACAAUAAUACACCAACAUCCUCCUUAAAUAAAAACAACGAAAGCUUAUCACAAAACAGAGACAUAGAAGAGUUUAAAAUCGGUUUCGUUAAGCUAGAAAAUUGUAUAAAACAACUCACGGAGAGCAUUACAACAAUGAGUACGAAAUUGGAUGAAACGAGAGAAGAUAUGAACAAGAAUGUAUCAACACUAACAACACAAAUACUCGACUUGUAUGAGAGAGAUAGAGAGAGAAGCGAACAAAUUCAGAAAUUAAAUGAGAAAGAUCAAGAGAGAUGUGCACAAAUUCAGAUACUCAACCAGAGAAUAGAAAAGUUAGAACAAAAAGCGUUAAACAAAAACAUUGAAAUAAGCAACGUUAAAAACAUGAAUAUCGAGGUCAGUGAACUGGUAGCCAAAAUUGUUGAGAAAACGGGAGUGCAAAUUUGCAACUCCGAUAUUGAGAGAACUGUGAAGAUAGAUAAAAAGAACAAAAUAAUUAUAGAGUUCUCAUCGAUAAGUAAAAAACGAGAGGUAAUGAAAAAAAUAAACAGGCACCGACUGCAAGUAUGCCAAGGAGUUGAUGAAGGUGGAAUUGAAAAUACUAUAUUUCUAAAUGAUGAGUUAACUCCACACAACAGGCGCUUGCUUUGGAUGACCAAAACUAGAGCAAAGGAGUGUAAAUGGAAAUUUGUUUGGGUUCGAAACGGAUGUAUUUAUGCUCGAAAGAAUGAAAAUUCUCGAUUUAUUUUGAUAAACAAUACCGCCGAUUUGGAAAGUAUAAGCGAAACAAUGUAAAUUUUUCACAGUUUACCCCACAAAUUUUUGCACAACGAAAAGAAAGAGCCUAUCAAAGAGAAAGCACCAAAUUAAAUGCUGAUAAAACUAGAAUAUUAAAAGACUGAAUUAAUAAAAAACACAAUAAAUAUACAAAUUUAAAUUUGUUUCUUUAAUUUCGUAAAAUAUUUGGA